UGAAUCAUUGAUGACACAUACUACUUAGUAACCAUAGCAACAAUUCUUAACAUAAUGUUUAAUGAAAUUUAAACAUAGCAUAUUCUACAUAAAUGUAAUUUAAUUAAAAUAAAAUGGAGAAAUUAAGUAAGCCACAGAUAAUUAUUCACAGAGAAAAACCAGUUGACUACCAGUUAAAAGAUUGUCAAUGGAUUCAUAAUACUGCUAAGUAUAUAGCAGUUGGAGGUAAACCAAAUCUGAAAGGUGUUAUAAAUAUAUAUGGACUAGACGAUAAUGAAAUUCAAACUAUACAAGAAUAUGAAAAACCAGUUGCUAUUGAAUGUGCAACUUUUCAAGCAAGUUUAAGUAAUAAAAGACAUUUGGCAGUUGGAAAUUAUAAAGGUGACCUAGAAAUUGUUGACUUGGAAUAUUCAGCUAAAGCAAUUUAUUCCAUAAAAGCUCAUCAAGGGCUUAUAUAUUGCAUUGAUGGUGUUGGCGGACUUGGGGUUGGAUGUGGUGCUCCAGAAUUAGUGACUGGUGGAAAGGAUGGUUCCGUGAAAAUAUGGGAUCCAAGAGAAAAAUUACCAGUUGCAAAAAUGGAAACUGCUGUUGGUGCUAAAAAAAGAGAUUGUUGGGCAGUAGCUUUUGGGAAUUCUUAUAAUUCAGAAGAACGAAUUGUGUGUGCUGGUUAUGAUAACGGAGACAUAAAAAUGUUAGAUUUAAAAGCAAUGGCAUUGCGUUGGGAAACCAAUGUAUCAAAUGGAGUUUGCAGUUUAGAAUUCGAUAGAAGAGACAUUAAAAUGAAUAAGCUAAUAGCCACAACAAUUGAAUCACAUUUUUAUGUAUUUGAUACAAAAGUGCAGCAUCCUACAAAAGGAUUUGGCUACAUAAAAAAUAAUUUACAUAAACAUACAAUUUGGACAGUAAGGCAUCUGCCUCAAAAUCGAGAAAUAUUUACUACAACUGGAGGAAAUGGUUCAAUAUACAUAUGGAAAUAUAAAUACCCUGAAGAAAGAUAUAAAACCGAAUCUGACGGAGAUUUGAUAACAAAUCCAGGAAAAUUACAAUUGAUUCAGAAUCAGCUGAUAUCAACUCAACCAAUCAAUAAUUUCCGCUGGUGUCCAAGCAAAUUGGGGUUAGCAAUAUGUACAUCAUUUGAUCAAAACAUUAGACUAUUAAUAACAACAAAACUUAACUUACAUUGAAAUCAUAGUUUUUGUUUAUGUAUAUAUCAAUUAAUUUUUUUUUUUUGAACAAUAAAAUUAUGUAU
Sipha flava (yellow sugarcane aphid) is the source of this 1249-nucleotide messenger RNA. RefSeq names its product WD repeat-containing protein 92 (gene Wdr92). The record is from RefSeq and is a predicted model, not a curated record. The transcript is spliced from 2 exons. Bases 114 to 1184 code for a protein of 356 amino acids. Gene Ontology annotation, molecular function: ubiquitin binding. Lineage: Eukaryota; Metazoa; Arthropoda; Insecta; Hemiptera; Aphididae.